AUGACAACUGCUGCCGCUGCGGACCACGAGGGGGAGCACGGGCUGGACGCGGGCAGCUGGCCGUGGUCACACAGCGGGCUGCUGGACUCGUACGACCAUGCGUCUAUCCGCCGUGGCUACCAGGUGUACAAGCAGGUGUGCGCCGCAUGCCACAGCAUGCAGUACAUCCACUUCCGCGAUCUGGUGGGCGUUGCAUACACGGAGGAGGAGGCCAAGGCCAUGGCUGCCGAGGAGGAGGUUAUCGACGGCCCCAACGACGAGGGGGAGAUGUAUGAGCGGCCCGGCCGCCUGUCGGACGGGCUGCCCGCACCAUAUGCCAACGAGCAGGCGAGCAGACGCAGAAUCCCCCAGGAGGGAGGGGGGGGGAGGCGCCCCCUGCCUGGGCUGCGCCGAGCCGCGCGCUACUCCAACGGCGGCGCCUACCCCCCGGACCUGUCCCUCAUCUGCACUGCGCGCCCCAACGGCACCAACUACGUCUUUGCGCUGCUGCUCGGCUACAAGGAGCCGCCAGCCGGCAUCUCGGUGCGUGAGGGGCUGUACUACAACCCGUACUUCCCUGGCGGCGCCAUCGCCAUGCCGCGCAUGCUGAACGAUGGCGGCGUGGAGUACGACGACGGCACCCCCUCAUCUUCCAGUCAGCAGGCCAAGGACGUGACCACGUUCCUGGCGUGGGCCGCGUCCCCAGAGCACGACGAGCGCAAGCUGGUGGGCGUGAAGGCCCUCACCAUCAUCGGCAUCAUGUGGGCAUUCGCGGUGUACCAGAAGCGCCUCAAGUGGGCGCCCCUCAAGUCGCGGCGGGUUGUGCUGGAUGUGGUCAACUGA
Molecule: messenger RNA, 822 nt
Organism: Monoraphidium neglectum
Lineage: Eukaryota; Viridiplantae; Chlorophyta; Chlorophyceae; Sphaeropleales; Selenastraceae
Product: ubiquinol-cytochrome c reductase cytochrome c1 subunit
Exons: 6
Coding region: 1-822 (273 amino acids)
Biological process (GO): mitochondrial electron transport, ubiquinol to cytochrome c
Molecular function (GO): heme binding; electron transfer activity
Source: RefSeq, a predicted model, not a curated record